CUGCCCGGAAGGGCGCCAACGUCCGGGCAGCCCUCCAGGGCCUUCCCAGCCUCCCACCCGCCCCCGCCGGGGACGCCCACCCCCUACCCGCGUCCGGUGCCCGCAGUGCGCGCUCCGGGAAGAGUCGCGCGGAGCGGUCCCUACGGCGGCCAGUUCGGGGUCCCAGACGGCCGGGGCCCCGGCUCUUCUGGUUUGCCCACGCCCGGGGCGCGAAACUCCGGAGUCCCAGAGCCCCGGCGCCCUCCCCGGAGGCGCAGGGACCUCCUCCCCCCGCCGCCGUCCUGCCUAGGCUGGGAAACCGGACCCUCCCUCCCGGCUCCGGUUUCCCGAAAACUCCUGACUUGCAGAUGCUAAGAAUGGCUUCCUAGACCUUGUCCCUCCCCCGCCUGCUUCAUGCCAGAGCUCUGGCCCGCAGCCCUUGCCCCCUUGAGACCCUUAGUCUCUUCCUCUUCCUCCUCCCGGGACCCAGGCGUCCAGGCGCUCGUCCUUUCUAGGGAACCCAAGAAUCUGGGGCCCCAGCUGCUUCUGCCCCCAGACUCAGGGGUCCAAGCACCCAGUCCCCUCCUCCCUGAGAUCCUGGAGUCCGAACCCCAGGCCCCUCCUCCCUCAGACCCAGGUGUCCGAGCCCCAGCCCCUCCUCCCUGGGGACCUGGCUCUCAGCCAUCUCCCUAGGUCCAGCUGUUAUUUCUCGCCCUUUAGAACAUGCGGGCGGAAUGUGGGGCGGCCCUAUGGUCCGAUGCCUCCCGGAGCCUUCUGGGAGUCUCAGGACUCAUUAAAAGGCUCCCCUCAGGGGCCCACCUGUCCUCCCUAGGGCCUAGCAGGACGCGGCUGCGGUCAGAGGAGCGGGAGGAGGUCCCCCGACAUGCCUGAGGCAAAACCAGCGGCCAAAAAAGCCCCCAAGGGCAAAGAUGCCCCCAAGGGGACUCCCCCUAAGGAGGCUCCUGCAGAGGCCCCCAAAGAAGCCCCACCCGAGGAUCAGUCCCCGACUGUAGAGGAGCCUACUGGCAUUUUCCUGAAGAAGCCGGACUCUGUAUCAGUGGAGACUGGGAAGGACACAGUGAUCGUGGCCAAGGUGAACGGGAAGGAGCUUCCGGACAAACCGACCAUCAAGUGGUUCAAGGGGAAGUGGCUGGAGCUGGGCAGCAAGAGUGGUGCCCGCUUCUCCUUCAAGGAGUCCCACGACUCCGCCAGCAACGUGUACACCGUGGAGCUGCACAUCGGGAAGGUGGUACUGGGGGAUCGUGGGGAUUACCGCCUCGAGGUCAAAGCCAAGGACACCUGCGACAGCUGUGGCUUCAACAUCGACGUGGAGGUACCCCGUCAGGAUGCCUCUGGGCAGAGUCUAGAAAGCUUCAAGCGUAUGGGUGAAGGGAAGUCGGAUACUGCAGGUGAGCUGGAUUUCAGCGGCCUGUUGAAGAAGAGGGAGGUGGUGGAGGAAGAGAAGAAGAAGAAAAAGAAAGAUGACGAUGACUUAGGCAUCCCCCCGGAGAUCUGGGAGCUCCUGAAAGGGGCAAAGAAGAGCGAGUACGAGAAAAUCGCCUUCCAGUAUGGCAUCACCGACCUCCGGGGCAUGCUGAAGCGGCUGAAAAAGGCCAAGGUCGAGGUCAAGAAGAGUGCAGCAUUCACAAAGAAGCUGGAUCCAGCCUACCAAGUGGACAGAGGCAACAAGAUCAAGUUGAUGGUAGAGAUCAGCGACCCAGACCUGCCCCUCAAGUGGUUCAAGAAUGGCCAGGAGAUCAAACCAAGCAGCAAGUACGUGUUUGAGAAUGUUGGUAAGAAGCGAAUCCUCACCAUCAACAAGUGCACGUUGGCGGAUGACGCUGCCUAUGAAGUAGCUGUGAAGGAUGAGAAGUGUUUCACUGAGCUCUUCGUCAAAGAACCUGCAGUCCUGAUUGUCACACCUCUCGAGGACCAGCAGGUGUUUGUGGGUGACCGGGUGGAAAUGGCAGUGGAGGUGUCAGAAGAGGGUGCCCAGGUGAUGUGGAUGAAAGAUGGUGUGGAACUGACUCGGGAGGAUUCCUUCAAGGCCCGGUACCGCUUCAAGAAGGACGGGAAGCGCCACAUCCUCAUCUACUCAGAUGUGACCCAGGAGGACGGGGGUCAUUAUCAGGUCAUAACCAAUGGCGGCCAGUGUGAGGCCGAGCUGAUUGUGGAAGAGAAACAGCUGGAGGUCCUGCAGGACAUCGCGGACCUGACAGUGAAGGCUGCAGAACAGGCUGUGUUCAAGUGUGAGGUGUCUGAUGAGAAAGUGACGGGCAAAUGGUAUAAGAAUGGGAUCGAGGUGCGGCCCAGCAAGAGGAUCACCAUUUCCCAUGUAGGCAGGUUCCACAAGCUGGUGAUCGAUGACGUCCGCCCAGAGGAUGAGGGAGAUUACACGUUCGUGCCUGACGGCUAUGCCCUGUCGCUCUCAGCCAAACUCAACUUCCUGGAAAUCAAGGUGGAGUACGUUCCCAAGCAAGAACCACCAAAGAUCCACUUGGAUUGCUCGGGGAAGACCUCAGAGAAUGCGAUUGUGGUUGUGGCUGGAAACAAGCUGAGGCUGGACGUGACCAUCACAGGGGAGCCCCCUCCCGUCCCCACCUGGCUGAAGGGAGAUGAGGUAUUCACGACCACCGAGGGCAGGAUCCGCAUCGAGAAGCGGGCUGACUGCAGCAGCUUUGUGAUUGAGAGCGCAGAGCGGGCAGACGAGGGCCGCUAUACCAUCAAGGUCACCAACCCCGUCGGCGAGGAUGUGGCUUCCAUCUUCCUGCGGGUUGUGGAUGUCCCAGACCCCCCGGAGGCCGUGCGCAUCACCUCGGUUGGAGAGGAUUGGGCCAUCCUUGUCUGGGAGCCACCUAAGUACGAUGGGGGGAAGCCGGUCACCGGGUACCUCCUGGAGCGGAAGAAGAAGGGCUCUCAGCGCUGGAUGAAGCUGAACUUUGAGGUCUUCACAGAGACCACCUAUGAGUCCACCAAGAUGAUCGAGGGCAUCCUCUAUGAGAUGCGUGUCUUUGCCGUCAAUGCCAUAGGGGUCUCCCAGCCCAGCAUGAACACCAAGCCUUUCAUGCCUAUUGCACCUACGAGUGAACCCCUGCACCUGAUAGUGGAGGAUGUGACAGACACCACCACCACACUCAAGUGGAGGCCUCCGAACAGGAUCGGGGCAGGUGGCAUCGAUGGGUACCUGGUGGAGUACUGCCUGGAAGGCUCGGAUGAAUGGGUCUCUGCCAACACGGAGCCCGUGGAGCGCUGUGGCUUUACCGUCAAGAACCUCCCGACCGGAGCCAGAAUCCUCUUCCGAGUCGUUGGGGUCAACAUCGCGGGGCGCAGCGAGCCGGCCACCCUGGCCCAGCCGGUCACCAUCAGGGAGAUUGCGGAGCCACCCAAGAUCCGGCUCCCCCGCCACCUCCGCCAGACCUACAUCCGCAAAGUGGGAGAGCAGCUCAACCUUGUCGUCCCCUUCCAGGGAAAGCCCCGGCCCCAGGUGGUGUGGACCAAGGGCGGGGCCCCGGUGGACACCUCCCGCGUGCACGUGCGGACCAGCGACUUCGACACCGUGUUCUUCGUGCGCCAGGCGGCCCGCUCCGACUCCGGGGAGUACGAGCUGAGCGUGCAGAUCGAGAACAUGAAGGACACCGCCACCAUCCACAUCCGCGUCGUGGAAAAGGCUGGGCCCCCCAUAAACGUGAUGGUGAAGGAGGUGUGGGGCACGAACGCGCUGGUGGAAUGGCAGGCCCCCAAAGAUGAUGGGAACAGUGAGAUCACGGGGUACUUCGUCCAGAAAGCAGACAAAAAGACCAUGGAAUGGUUCAACGUCUAUGAACGUAACCGGCACACUAGCUGUACUGUGUCCGACCUCAUCGUGGGCAAUGAAUACUAUUUCCGAGUUUACACUGAGAACAUCUGUGGGCUCAGUGACUCACCUGGUGUCUCCAAGAAUACGGCCCGCAUCCUCAAGACAGGAAUCACCUUAAAACCGUUCGAGUAUAAGGAGCAUGACUUCCGGAUGGCUCCCAAGUUCCUGACGCCUCUCAUAGACCGGGUGGUCGUGGCUGGGUACUCAGCGGCUCUCAACUGCGCUGUCAGAGGCCACCCAAAGCCGAAGGUGGUCUGGAUGAAGAACAAGAUGGAAAUCCGCGAAGAUCCCAAGUUCCUGAUGAACAAUUACCAGGGGGUCCUGACGCUGAACAUCCGCCGCCCCUCGCCCUUCGAUGCUGGGACUUACACCUGCCUGGCCGUCAACGAGCUGGGCGAGGCGCUGGCUGAGUGCAAGCUGGAGGUCCGAGUGCCGCAGUGAGACCUGUCCCCUACCUGCCAAGACAGUUGGUGGCGGAGUCCUGACCCUAAUCCCCAGCCUCCCGGGACUGUGUUCUUUCUGGAGUUUUUGCUGAGAACAAAACAGUGUUGUCUGGA
Messenger RNA from Piliocolobus tephrosceles (Ugandan red Colobus), 4392 nucleotides. It is a transcript of the gene MYBPC2, whose product is annotated as myosin binding protein C2. Gene Ontology annotation, cellular component: M band. The coding region runs from base 863 to 4276 and encodes 1137 amino acids. Lineage: Eukaryota; Metazoa; Chordata; Mammalia; Primates; Cercopithecidae. Gene Ontology annotation, biological process: sarcomere organization. The record is from RefSeq and is a predicted model, not a curated record. Gene Ontology annotation, molecular function: protein binding. The transcript is spliced from 28 exons.